ACACCGUGCCUUCAAAUCCUUAAUAAACCCAAACCGAAUCAGAAACAAACCAAAGAAAUUCUGUUUCUUUUUGUUUUUUAAUACAAAAAAAUUAAUUAGUACUAGUAAAUAAAUAUUUUAUUAGUAGCCCAAAAUAAAUAAAAAUAUUUUAAUUGCUAGGUGUAUAAAUAGAUAGGGUGGGAGAGGCAGACGGGGAAAAAUCAUAAACAAAAGGCGAAUAGGCGAUAGGCAUAGUAUUAAGCCUUUUAUUUUAUUUUUGUUCUUUUUUCGUUGAGCGACGAAGCUUCGAUUGUUUUGUUUAUGAUGCGUCGCUCUGCAUCCAAGAAAACGGGUCAACCCAAUUCCACCAACCCGAUUACUUAUUCUCCCUCCGAUCUCUUUCGCACCGCUUCAAGUAAGGCAUCUUCAAAAGAGAUGGAACGGAUUGACAACCUAUUCUAUGCUUAUGCCAAUAGGUCUUCUGGUAUGAUUGACCCAGAAGGGAUUGAAACUCUAUGUUCCGAUAUGGAAGUCGAUCACACAGAUGUUAGGAUCUUGAUGCUUGCUUGGAAAAUGAGAGCUGAAAAACAAGGAUACUUUAUCCUGGAGGAAUGGCGAAGAGGGCUGAAAGCACUGAGGGCUGACACUGUAAGUAAACUGAGGAAGGCCCUCCCAGAGCUAGAGAAAGAGAUCAGGAGGCCAUCAAACUUUGUGGAUUUCUAUUCCUAUUCAUUCCGCUAUUGCCUGACAGAGGAGAAACAAAAGAGUAUAGAUAUAGAGAGCAUAUGUCAAUUGCUGGAUCUCGUUUUAGGAUCCCAAUUCCGUGCGCAGGUUGACUAUUUUAUUGACUAUUUGAAGAUUCAGAGUGAUUAUAAGGUCAUAAACAUGGAUCAAUGGAUGGGCUUUUUUCGGUUCUGCAAUGAGAUAAGUUUCCCAGACCUUAAUAAUUAUAAUCCAGACCUCGCUUGGCCAUUGGUCCUGGACAAUUUUGUAGAAUGGAUGCAGGCGAAGCAAAGCUAAAACUUAUGUGGUUUGGUCAACUUGAUUCUCAGCUGUAAACACCAUCUUUAUCAAAGCAGGAAUGUUGGAAGUACGGAACCAAGCUUCUCCAGCUGCCUUUUAUAUCUUUUUUACUUCAAAACAUGAUAGUCGUCGUCAAAACUUUCCUUCCAAAAUUACUUCUUCAUGUUGCAAAUAUGCUGGAGACUGUCUCAAUAUAUUUGAAGUGUAUUUCUAUUGUAGCUUCCAUCAUUAGUACUUCUAAACUGUGCCCAACUAGAUUUAUUUUAAUAAUUUGUCUUCAUCUUGGAAGCAGUUGGAUUGUGAUGUUAUAUGAUGAACAAAAUUAUUUAUCAGAUUACAGAGAUGUUACGUUUGGCCUGUUU
Messenger RNA from Theobroma cacao (cacao), 1364 nucleotides. RefSeq names its product defective in cullin neddylation protein (DUF298). Gene Ontology annotation, cellular component: ubiquitin ligase complex. Lineage: Eukaryota; Viridiplantae; Streptophyta; Magnoliopsida; Malvales; Malvaceae. Gene Ontology annotation, biological process: protein neddylation. Gene Ontology annotation, molecular function: ubiquitin-like protein binding; cullin family protein binding; ubiquitin conjugating enzyme binding. The record is from RefSeq and is a predicted model, not a curated record.